Messenger RNA from Pyrgilauda ruficollis (rufous-necked snowfinch), 873 nucleotides. It is a transcript of the gene ENOSF1, whose product is annotated as enolase superfamily member 1. Gene Ontology annotation, biological process: carbohydrate catabolic process. The transcript is spliced from 11 exons. Gene Ontology annotation, molecular function: magnesium ion binding; hydro-lyase activity. The record is from RefSeq and is a predicted model, not a curated record. Bases 1 to 873 code for a protein of 290 amino acids. NCBI's taxonomy places the organism in Eukaryota, Metazoa, Chordata, Aves, Passeriformes, Passeridae.
AUGGGAGAAAUUGUCAACAACUUUGAAGGCUUCUCCAGAGAGCAACAGGCAACUUACCAGCAACAGUUAAUUGGACCAGAGAAGGGCACUGUCCACUUGGCUAUAGCUGCUGUCCUGAAAGCUCUGUGGGCCAAACAAGAGGAAAAGAAAUACUCCAAAAUGGUCUGCUUGGGAAAAGAGAAAGGUGUGAGCUUAAAUACAUCUGUACCUGAUGAAAACAGUUACUUCGCAUCUCUUAGAGAGUGGGAAGGGGACUGUAAAGUGUUAAAGAAUGGAUAUCUGGCUUAUUCAGGAUCCUAUUCCUGGCUGGGCAACUCAGACCAGCAGUUAAAACAGCAUGCAUAUACGUUCAAAGUAAAAGUGAGUGAUUAUCUACAGGAUGAUAUUUACAGAUUGAGAUCUAUACAAGAAAUGCUUGGAGUAUUGGAUGAGGCUGAAAUGCUGAAUGCAAAGCAGAAAUGGGAAAUAAAGGAAGCAAUACAGUGGGUCACUGAACCAGCUGAGUUUAAACCCUCAUGUAUUAAGGAGCCAACUUUUCCAGAUGAGGAUAUACAUAUCCAGAUGGGACAUGCAACUAUUUCAAAGCUUGAGGUGCUACGAAUUGGUGCAGCAACCAGAGAACACUGCCACAACAGAGUGAUAUUUAAACAUCUUCUACAAGCCAGGGCCUUGAGUUGUCUCCAAAUUGACAGAUGCAGGCUGGGAAGUGUGAAUGAAAGCUUGUCUGUGCUGCUGAUGGCCAAAAAGUUCCAGAGAAAGGCUCUGCAAAAUUCUGGAUUUGGGGGCCUCUGUCUAUUAGUCCAGCACUUGAUCAUGUUUGAUCAUAUCCAAGUAUCUGAAAGGCUUGAAAACAGGUAUUCCUGUCCUGGAUAA